Messenger RNA from Bemisia tabaci, 506 nucleotides. NCBI's taxonomy places the organism in Eukaryota, Metazoa, Arthropoda, Insecta, Hemiptera, Aleyrodidae. The record is from RefSeq and is a predicted model, not a curated record.
UGUCUAGUUAUGAUAACAAGAGAUUGUUUUUAAGGGACAAUAUUUAUUCCAUUCCUUAUCACCAUUGUGAUUGGGUGAAAUACAAUGAAAAUUUAAAACGGGUGCAUGAAGAACUGUUAUACAAGAUAGCGGAGAAAACAUUUGAAGAAUUAACGUGUACUGUGCAAGAAGAAUUGUAAUUAUCUGUUCUUGAAAAUAGCAGUCUUGAAGCUUGUUAUUACUUUUUCUUAAUUUUACCCUUUCUGUUUUCUUUACCCUUUCUUUUUUCUCUGUUGCCUCUCCUUUCAGUCUCUCACCUAGAUUGCCCUGACCGCAAGAAGCAAAAAGACAGCACAGCAAUCCUCCUCAAAGCAGUAAUCUUAUCAAGAGGAGGUCGUUCGAAGCCACACGCAAGAAAAGUACGUUUUACCUUUACGAUCAUGGAAGUCACUGCUUUGUCUAUUAAUGUUGAACAACUUCAUCAAAUACACGUGGCGACAAUAAGUAGUACAAGUGUACAUUUCUUU